Messenger RNA from Scheffersomyces amazonensis, 2147 nucleotides. RefSeq names its product tRNA dihydrouridine synthase. The coding region runs from base 280 to 2127 and encodes 615 amino acids. Lineage: Eukaryota; Fungi; Ascomycota; Pichiomycetes; Serinales; Debaryomycetaceae. Gene Ontology annotation, biological process: tRNA processing. Gene Ontology annotation, molecular function: flavin adenine dinucleotide binding; tRNA dihydrouridine synthase activity; RNA binding. The transcript has a single exon. The record is from RefSeq and is a predicted model, not a curated record.
GUAUAGUAUAAGUAUAAGUAUAAGUACAAGUACAAGUAUAUUAAGAAAUUACAAAUUACUAAUAAAGGAAGUAGACUUAUACAACAUCUACAUAGACCAACAUUAUAAUGUAUGUCAUAUGAAUCUCCAUUGAUUUAGUGGACAUGUUUAGCGAUAGAACUCAUCCCAUCGCAGUGUCGCAAAAAAAUUAUGUAAUAGUGAAAAAUUCACGAAGCACACUAUGCACUAAGCACUAAGCACUAAGCACUAAGUAACUCUAUAGAUCAAGUGGGAUAUAUCAUGACUUCUACACCAGAAAAAAGAGCUGCAGAUGCAGUUGAUGGAGUUGAAGUAGAAACAGAAACUCAAACCCAGACCAAAAAACAACAUGUUGAAUAUCCUAAGGGAGUAGCAGUUAUUAAGGCCGAGUAUAUUGUUUCAAAUCCUGCUAAUAAUGGUGAAUCAACAGCUCUGUAUGAUGAUGAUGAAGCUGAAGGUGGAGAAAGAUCUAAACCGGAAAAUCCUUCUGGUGGUAAGAAGAGACGUGGACAAAAUAAGAAUCGUGAUUUAAAACAGAAACGUGAAGAAAUAAGAUUAUGUUCAACUUUAUUAGAUCCAGACAAUAUUAGAGAAUGUUCAUUUGGACCAGAUCAAUGUCGUAAUAGUCAUAAUGUAGAAGAAUAUCUUGCUAGUAAACCUACCGAUGUCGAUGGAAUUUGUCCUGUUUAUCAAGCCAUUGGAUAUUGUCCUACUGGAUUGAAAUGUAGAUGGUUAAAAUCACAUUAUGUUGAAGGUAAAUUAUUAAGAAAAGACGAUUCAGAAAUAAAGAAAGAUGAGGAAGUUAAUAAGAUUUCUCAUUCUGCAAAGGAUUUAUUAAGAAAGAAGAAGUAUAUUUUUAAAUUAGCAGAUCAAAUAAUUCCAUAUAUUGAUUCUCAAGUUCAAAAUGAAGAGAAUUUAGAAAAACGUAAAGAUAAUGAAGCAGCAUAUAUUGAAGCCCCAUUUAAAGUUGCAGAAAAGAAAAAGUUAUAUUUAAAGAAUGCUAAGAUAGUAUCUCCAUUAACUACCGUGGGUAAUUUACCAUAUCGUAGAUUAAUGAAAACUUUAGGAGCUGAUAUUACUUAUUCAGAAAUGGCACUUACAAUUCCUAUGCUUCAAGCAACUGCUGCUGAAUGGGCAUUACCAAAGGCUCAUAAAUCUGAAUACCCUGGCUUUGGAGUUCAAAUUGCAACUUCAAAACAUUAUCAAGCCGCUAAAGUUUCUGAAGCUAUAUACAAAGAAACUACACAUGUUUCUGAGAUAAAUUUAAAUUGUGGUUGUCCAAUUGAUUUAUUAUAUAGACAAGGUCAAGGUUCAGCAUUAAUGGAUCAACCCGCUAAAUUAUUAAGAAUUUUAAAAUCUAUGAAUUAUUGUUCGGGAGAUAUUCCCGUAACUGUUAAAAUGAGAACAGGUACAAAGGAUUAUAAAAAUACUGCUAUUCCAUUAAUUGAUAGAAUACUAAAAGAAAAUGAUGUUGCAGCCAUUACUUUACAUGGAAGAUCUAGACAACAACGUUAUACAAGAGAAGCUGAUUGGUCAUAUAUUGGAGAAGUAGCUCAAACAGUUAAAACUUGGAAUGAGAAAAAGGAAGAUGAUAAAGAGAAAUCAGAUACUCAACCAACUUGGUUUGUUGGUAAUGGAGAUAUUUAUACUCAUGAAGAUUGGUAUAAAGCUAUGGCAAUUGAUGGAGUUGAUUCUGUUAUGAUUGCCAGAGGUGCAUUAAUUAAACCAUGGAUAUUUGAAGAAAUAGAAUCUCAACAAUAUUUAGAUAAGAGUGCCAAUGAAAGAUUAGAAAUUUUAAGAACUUUUAGUAAUUUUGCUAUUGAACAUUGGGGAUCUGAUGAAUAUGGAGUAGGAUUAGCUAGAAGAUUUUUAUGUGAAUUCUUAAGUUUUACUCAUAGAUAUAUUCCAAUUGGAAUUUUAGAAAGAUUACCACCAAAGAUUAAUCAAAGACCUCCAGCAUGGAAGGGAAGAAAUGAAUUAGAAACAUUAUUAGGAUCAACUGAUUAUAAAGAUUGGAUUAAAAUAACAGAAAUGUUCUUAGGUAAGGCUGGGCCAGAGUUUCAAUUCACUCCAAAACACAAGAGUAAUGCUUAUGAAAAUAGUCGAUAAAUGAAACGAUAUAUAUAUAU